GUACCUGCUGAAGAUAUCAUGCGUGGUAUCGUGCUUUCGCUAGCUGGAUCCAGUUUGUCAGACCUGACCAAGUCUAAUAUUACCAUCAAUGCUCCGACCCAAGAUGACCGCAAUGACAUCAUCGCCCAGGUCAACAUUCCAUCUUCACUUUCAGGAUCGCCAUCAAAUGGCAGUGGUGAAUACGUCCGGGUCAGCUUCUAUGUAUUCUCGACUCCUGCCCUGUUCAUUUCUAAGUCAUUACGCACAAUCAGUGCAGAUAAUGAACGCUUCAAUCGAUCGGCUAACUCGCCAUUGAUUUCUCUCAGUAUUGGUCAAGGAAAAGUAGCAGCCUUGACCGAAUUCAUCAAUUUUACCUUCACUACACUAAAGUCUGGAUACGUGAAUCCCAUUUGUUCAUUCUGGGAUGAGGAGAAGGAAGAUUGGUCUCAGGAUGGAUGUGUUCUUGUUUCUGGAUUCGGAUCAUCAGAUGAUCGCUAUGAUGAGGAGGGUGUGCGCUGUGCGUGUGAUCAUCUUACCAACUUCGCUGUUAUAAUGGUCAGUGAAAAGCAAUUUCGCAGUAAUUAUAUCCGUUGCACCGGUCAACUACUCCCCGGACAAUUUCCUCUGGACAACAUUACCCGACUCACUAAACGCUUUUGGUUAUACUAGAUCUAUAAGCAGUAUAUAUUACGCCAGCGGUGAUGCGAAUGGAUACGGCUCGA
This is a messenger RNA of Strongylocentrotus purpuratus (purple sea urchin), 701 nucleotides long. Its product is annotated as adhesion G protein-coupled receptor G3-like. Lineage: Eukaryota; Metazoa; Echinodermata; Echinoidea; Camarodonta; Strongylocentrotidae. The transcript has 2 exons. Bases 19 to 648 code for a protein of 209 amino acids. The record is from RefSeq and is a predicted model, not a curated record.